AUGGUGUAUUAUUACACCUCUAACACUGUUUCGCCAUCGGCUUACAUCUAUGCUGGAAAAGAUAAAUUCGAAAAUGAAGAUCUCAUCAAGCAUGGAUUAGAAGAAGAUGUAUGGUUUCACGUAGACAAGUUGUCGAGUGCGCAUAUUUAUCUUCGAAUGAAUGAGGGAGACUCGUGGGAGACUAUUCCGGAGGAAUUACUGAUGGAUUGUGCUCAACUGACCAAAGCAAAUUCUAUUGAAGGAAAUAAGAAGGAUAAUAUUACAAUCAUCUACACACCAUGGUCCAAUUUGAAGAAAGAUGGAAGUAUGGCGGUGGGACAAGUUAGUUUCAAGAAUCAGAAGACUGUUAAAAGAAUUUUGGUUCCCGCCAGGGAGAACCCAAUUGUCAAUCGGUUGAACAAGACCAAGGUUGAAAAGUUCCCAGAUUUGGCAAUGGAGAAGGAAGAAAAAAUGAAGGCUGCGAGAAAGAAGGAUCAAGCUGCUUUAUUGGAACGGAGAAAACAAGAAGCGAGACAGGCUCAGGAGUAUAAGGAUAAAAAGUGGCAAAAGGAUCAUGCCUAUGAUGAUUUAUUCGUUCAGGAUGAUGAUGAAGAGGCGAAUAAUCAAGAUAGAGGUGAAGAUUUCUUAGAUGAUUUCAUGUAACUUGCUGUAUUGGGUAUCAUUGGGCUUCUGAAACGAUAUGAUAAAAGAGAUACCAUGGAUCUC
Botrytis deweyae is the source of this 705-nucleotide messenger RNA. RefSeq lists its product as uncharacterized. Bases 1 to 642 code for a protein of 213 amino acids. The transcript is spliced from 5 exons. The record is from RefSeq and is a predicted model, not a curated record. NCBI's taxonomy places the organism in Eukaryota, Fungi, Ascomycota, Leotiomycetes, Helotiales, Sclerotiniaceae.